UUCGUAUUGGAAUUUCGAGAUUUAUACGAGUCAUCACUUAGCCGUUUGGAUUUUAUUAACGCGAGAAAAAAUAGGCGUAGAAUGUCGACGUCGCACCCGCUGUAUAGAGCCUUAUUUAUAACCCACUCACUGGUCCAAGGUCGUGUCAGAUUAUCCGCUGUGACCGAGUGAGAGAGACCGAACAAGAGAGAGAGGCAGAAGAAUUAAAGAAAAAAUAAACCAGAAGAAACACAGAGAGAAAGAAUAAAAUAAAAGAAAGGGGGAGAAAGACACACACCAAGAAAAGAAGAGAACAGUCCACCCGAAGCGAAGUCACCAUGGAUGCCGUUGUUGAUUCGGCGAAGCUCUUGUUCAACGAGUUCCUUCCGUAUUGGCGAAGGGCCGAGGGGGCGCUAGCAGUCGUCGGGUUCUGUUACGCUGGCUCAGUCGCUAUUAGCUUGCUAUGGCAGGUCACGAAUGGGGUCAGAGUUCAUUUCUGGUCGCGACUUUGGAAGAAAGACCUGGUGGGGAAGUACGGGAAAUGGGCAGUGGUCACGGGGUCCACCGACGGCAUCGGCAAAAGCUACGCCAAAGAACUUGCAAGUAAAGGCAUGAACGUGCUCCUGGUUUCCCGGACGAAGGCAAAGCUGGAGCGAGUUGCACAGGAGAUAAGUUCUAAAUACGGCGUCGAAACGGAUAUCGUUCAGGCUGACUUCUCGGAAGGUCGAUCAGUGUAUGGCAACAUUGCUGAGCAUCUGAAGGGAAAGGAUAUUGGGAUCCUUGUAAACAACGUGGGUAUGCUCGUUACCCCCCGACUCUUCCUUGACAUCCCAGAGGACGACAUCUGGGCAUAUGCCAGUGUCAAUGUGGCCUCCGUGCCCGCCAUG
Messenger RNA from Penaeus vannamei (Pacific white shrimp), 866 nucleotides. The record is from RefSeq and is a predicted model, not a curated record. NCBI's taxonomy places the organism in Eukaryota, Metazoa, Arthropoda, Malacostraca, Decapoda, Penaeidae.